AUGGACGAUGACGCAGAUUUGGAACCCGGAGAGCCCGGCGAUGCUGCCGCUUUUUCCUACACUGAACAGUCUAUCCGUAAAGCUUUCGUUAGGAAGGUGUACGCAAUUGUAAUGCUGCAGCUUGUCAUCACGUUGACAGCCAUAUUUCUCUUUGUUUACGAACCAAACAUCAACUCUUACUUCCUGUUUGGGCUUAGCCCUUUCAAUCGUUCUGGUGUGUUGCAGCCGCAUCCGACGACGCUGGCCAGUAAAUAUGAUUUUACUGACGGAAUGGGAUUUUACGAAUUCUGGAAGAAUCCUCAUUACCGGUUUGAUCGUCCGCUAGUUAUUUUCGGAAUCGUUGACGUCUACAUCCCCGGAAAGGUAUACGAUCUCGUUGAAGCCUCAAUGAGCGCGAUAUUGUUCAGCGUUUAUCUAGUCUACAACACCCAAAUGGCGUUCGGUGGUAAACAAUUGGCAACUUCCCCUGAAGAGUACGUUUUGGCAGCCAACAGUAUCUAUGUGGACAUUCUUAACAUCUACAUCUACAUUGUAGAUUUAGUGCGACUCUCACAUAUCUAA
This is a messenger RNA of Daphnia pulicaria, 561 nucleotides long. Its product is annotated as protein lifeguard 1-like. The transcript is spliced from 4 exons. The record is from RefSeq and is a predicted model, not a curated record. Lineage: Eukaryota; Metazoa; Arthropoda; Branchiopoda; Diplostraca; Daphniidae. The coding region runs from base 1 to 561 and encodes 186 amino acids. Gene Ontology annotation, cellular component: membrane.